Serendipita indica DSM 11827 is the source of this 3888-nucleotide messenger RNA. The record is from the annotation of a GenBank genome assembly. Lineage: Eukaryota; Fungi; Basidiomycota; Agaricomycetes; Sebacinales; Serendipitaceae.
AUGUCUGGCUCAUUGGCCCCCAGCGACCACGUCUUCCGCAAGUCAUCCGGGAAAACUCCUCCUCCAGCCCCUUCUGCUGGAUUUGCAAAGAGACUCGCAGAAACGCAAGCAGGUCGCUACAGACCGCCAGCACUUCGUCCAGGAGGUGGAAACUCGCCCCCGAACGGUCUCAAGGAUGCUAUGGAUCAGCCUCCAACAGGUCCCGAAUCCAUCGAGGCAGGUCCCCUCCCGCCCACAAACUAUGGACCUGGUUUUAAGAGAGCGCGAGCGGGGACACUUCCAUCCAAUGUUCAGCUCGCUGCUCAGCGCUACGCAUCCACCCUCGGCGGCGGAUCUCACAGUGGCCUGUCCCAAGACGUGCCCCUCUCCCAGUCCUCCAAUGCGCUCAGUGGCAUCAUCGGCAGCGGGGCUCUGUCGUCUGGAAACCUAGCUGGUGCCGCGGCGACUGUAACCCGCCCGAGUUUGCGCCACGCGUCCACCGCUGUGCCUGCGCUCGCAGGGGAACGUGCUGUCAAUUCGCGCCUUCGGUCGGGGUCGUUGACUCUUCCACCAUCCGGUCCCAUCCCCGCUCCUUCAUCCAAUAAUGCUUUUGGAUCCUCACUAUACCCAUCUUCUUGGCUCAAUCCACAGCCUGGUUACUCUGUUCUCGACGAACAUCGUUCGCUCAACUCGAACGAUUCGCUUCCUGGCGAUGAUGUACACACAUUGGACUACUUGGGACUUGAUGAUCGCGCGAGGGCCCCCCAGCCCGCCACCGUAACUGAGCUGCGAUCCCAGGCCCAAGCAGCAAUUGCUGGGAGAUUGCGCGCCACUACGGUAUCCAAUCCAUAUCGAAACAGGCCUCUCCAGCCAAUGACAGCUCCCCAUGGCUCAGAGGAGUAUGAGGAAAUGGACGAAUACGAUUCACCCAGUGCAUACCAUUCUCGCGUCGAUGCGAUGAAUGGUGGCUUGGGAUCCAGUGUCUAUUACAAUACAGACCAGAACCCCUACGUCGCCAGAGGAUUCAAGCAAGGCCAACACCUCGGUGUCUCUGUACGUACGCGAGCGACGUCUGUGGGGGCUCUCGAAGAUCCUAGCAGACUCCGGCAAAGCCCCGUCUACGGCGACAUCUCCCCUGGUGGCCUCCUCAGCCAGGGCGGGGCCUCUACGGCGAAUGUGAUUCUGCGAGGCCUUGUCGAUAGCAAGAACCAGGCUCAAGCUGGCCGUCUGCAACAAAUUCAACCAGGACGCUAUUCGCCCGGAGAUGUAUCUCCCUCGGGUGGCCGUCUGACGAGUGCUGGUGUCAACUUUCUCCAGCCACCUCAAGGCCAGCAACCUCGGUCUCUCUCUCCAAAGGGGGAAACCCCGCAAAUCCAGACCCCAUCGCGUUCUCUAUGGAUCGGCAACUUAGACACGACGGCUACAAAGGAGACCCUAUUGACAGUGUUCUCACCCUAUGGCGCUAUUGAAAGCCUCCGUCUCCUCCCGGAGAAAGAGUGUGGAUUCGUCAACUUUCUUGACAUUAACGAUGCUGUGAGGGCAAAAGAUGACGUUCUCAAUCGCUUGGGAGGCAAUAUUGGCUUGCCAAACGGCCAACCCGUCAGGAUCGGUUUUGGCAAAGCUGAUUCCGCCCCUGCGCAACCCUCAAAGGCAAAUGGACCUGUGAAUAUGAAUGCGAACGUCCUCGCUUCGACUGCAGGGGCCCCUGCAGGCAUGGAAGUGCAGUCCACCCCCACGCGAGCUCUUUGGAUUGGUUCUAUUCCCUCUACGACAACGCCUGCUACCAUUCUCAGCAUUUUUGCUCCGUUUGGUCCUAUCGAGUCUGCGCGUGUUCUCACUCACAAGAACUGUGGCUUCGUCAACUUUGAGCGUCUUGAUGACGCCGUACGAGCACGCAAAGCAUUGAACGGACGCGAUGUUCUUGGCAGCGAUGUUGGCGCCAUUCGCAUCGGAUAUGCGCGCGUUCCAGUCAAGAGUGGAUCAGGCGAUGGAACCGGUACUGCAGAUGACGCACCUCCAGUCGGAGUGCAAGGAAUUGGCACGCUCACCGUUGGUGCGACGAUCCAUGCGCUUCGGUCUGUCAAGGGAGCGACUACGAUUCCAGCAGAUCAGCAAGUACUUGGUGGUGCAGUCGAAAACUAUCGGUCAAACCUCUUGCUUAGCAUGAUCGGAUCCGGAAAUCACAACGUGUCUGAUGGUCAAUCGAGGCCUCCAGGAUCGACUCCUAGUGUGACUGAGCAGCAAAUGAUUAUGAAGGAACUUGCCCAGGAAGGACCAGAUGCGGACGCGGAUAUUCAAGCUCUUUCUGACUUCCGGCCCCCAACCAUGUACUAUACAAGUAUUCCACCCACAGCGGACAAACCGAAUCCCACCCGUCGCUGGGAUGCCGCCAAGUUACGAGAGCUCAGAAAGCGCUUGGACGCGGGAGGAGUGGCGCAACAAGAAAUGGACGAAAUUGCUCAUGAUAUGAUGAACGGUGAAAUCGUGGAAUUAGCAUCGGACUGGCUCGGCAACACAGUUGUACAAAAGCUCUUCGAAAAGUGCACAGUUCCUUGUAGGGUAGCCAUGCUGGAGUACAUUGCGCCCCAUCUGGCCUCGAUUGGUAUUCACAAGAACGGUACAUGGGCUGCCCAAAAAAUUAUCGAAUGCGUCUCAACCGCAGAAGAGGUCGCUUUGGUCGCCCAAAAUCUUCGUCCUUAUACGCCCCCGCUCCUCCUAGAUCAGUUUGGCAAUUACGUCGUACAAUGCUGCCUGCGAUUCGGAUCGCCUGCAAACGACUUCAUCUUUGACGCGAUGAUUGACCGUUUGUGGGAAGUCGCCCAAGGCCGAUUCGGAGCGAGGAGCAUGCGAGCGUGCUUGGAGAGCCCACACAUUACGAUCAGCCAACAGAGACGAGUUGCGACUGCGAUCAUCCUCAACUCGAUUCCUUUGGCUACCAACCCCAAUGGAGCCCUCUUGCUCACCUGGCUACUUGAGACAUCUGGAUUCCCUGCUCGAUUCAAGUUACUCGCCCCGAGAUUUACUCCCCACCUUUCCCAUCUAUGCACACACAAACUUGCUUCACUGACUGUUCUCCGGAUUGUCAACCAGAAGGUUGAACCGGAGGCGUCCACCGCCAUUGUUCGAACACUCUUCAACUCUCCGGGCGAUCAUGUCCUCUCCGAUGUGCUCGGAGAUCAGGUCAACGGAGUGACUGUCGUUCACAAGAUUCUUGGUAGCACCUUUAUCGAUCCUACCGAUCGCACCGCCUAUAUGGAGGCUACUAAGCGCGUCUUGAUCGAGAUCAAGGCCAGCCCCACUCAAGCAUAUCGCAAGCUCAUGGAAGAAGUUGGGAUUAUUAUUCCCAACAUGUCUCAGCAAUAUGGGUCAGGUCAAAUGGGAGGCAGCGGGCCCAACAGUCGGUCCCACUCGAACACGGGCACGCCCUAUGGUGCUCCCAUGGGACUGCACUCGGGAUACGUCAGCGACAAGGACGCUGCCGGUCUCAAUAGUAUGAUGGGAUCGAUGAACAUCUCCAGUGGUGGACCCGCCAUGCAAGGAUAUCAGUCGAUGGGGCCAGGAAAUUAUGGUGCACCACAAGGACGAGGACCGGGUGGACGUAACGUCACAUCCCCAGGAACAUUUUCGCCAAACUCGGAUCCAUUCAACCCGUUCUCUAUCCACUCCUCUGACAUGGCCAAUGGUGGUCGAAACGGCUCCAUGCGCAGAACCCCGACGACGCCGCAGAUGAAUGCACAACAUUUGUCAAUGCACUUUAAUGGGCCCAAUCCAGGCGCAUCCAAUACGAAUGCGGGAAUGGGCAUGGGCGGAGUGCCUCAGUAUGGCAUGGGCAAUCACCCUCAGCAAUAUCAGCAAGGAUACAUGUAUCAAAUGUACCCCAAUGCAAACCAAGGUCCCAACUACCAGUGA